Messenger RNA from Grammomys surdaster, 708 nucleotides. RefSeq names its product max-interacting protein 1-like. NCBI's taxonomy places the organism in Eukaryota, Metazoa, Chordata, Mammalia, Rodentia, Muridae. The record is from RefSeq and is a predicted model, not a curated record. Gene Ontology annotation, biological process: regulation of transcription by RNA polymerase II. Gene Ontology annotation, molecular function: protein dimerization activity; RNA polymerase II cis-regulatory region sequence-specific DNA binding; DNA-binding transcription factor activity, RNA polymerase II-specific.
CGGAUGUGGAUGAUCAAUGUGCAGCGCCUGCUGGAGCGCAGGGAGCGAGAGUGUGAAUAUGGCUACGCCUCAUCGUUCCCCUCCAUGACCAGCCCCCGGCUACAGCAUUCGAAGCCCCCACGGAGGUUUAGCAGGGCACAGAAACACAGCAGCGGGAGCAGCAACACCAGCACUGCCAACAGAUCUACACACAAUGAGUUGGAAAAGAACCGACGAGCGAACCGACGAGCUCACCUGCGCCUGUGUUUAGAACACUUAAAAGUUCUGACCCCGUUGGGCCCAGACUGCACCAGGCAUACUACACUCGGUUUGCUCAACAAAGCCAAAGCACACAUCAAGAAACUUGAAGAAGCUGAAAGGAAGAGCCAGCACCAGCUUGAGAACUUGGAACGAGAACAGAGAUUUUUAAAGCGGUGACUAGAACAGCUAGGUCCUUAUGAGAUGGAGCGAAUACGAAUGGACAGCAUUGGAUCAGCCAUCUCUUCAUAUCGCUCAGAUUCAGAGCGAGAGGAGAUUGAAGUGGAUGUUGAAAGCACAGAGUUCUCCCAUGGAGAAGUGGACAAUAUCAGUACCACCAGCAUCAGUGACAUUGACGACCACAGCAGCCUGCAGAGUAUUGGGAGUGACGAGGGUUACUCCAGUGCCAGUGUCAAACUCUCCUUCAUGUCCUAGAACCCAGCAUGACACAGCAGUGCAGGGCGAAGCACU